This is a messenger RNA of Angiostrongylus costaricensis, 321 nucleotides long. NCBI's taxonomy places the organism in Eukaryota, Metazoa, Nematoda, Chromadorea, Rhabditida, Metastrongylidae. The record is from the annotation of a GenBank genome assembly.
AUGUGUCAACAAGGUGGAGCAGUUUGUCUUCAAAAAAGCGGUCACAUUGCAUUGCGAAUUUUGGCGAAACCUGGGGCAAGGACGAACUCAGUAACAAAUGUUGGAGACGAUGAGAUAUCCGUAGCCAUCGCUGCGCCAUCGCGUGAAGGCGAAGCAAACCAGGAGCUCAUCGACUACAUAAGGAAAGUGCUGGGGCUGAAGAAGAAUGAACUGAUUCUUGAGAAGGGUGGGAAAUCUCGUUUGAAAACGUUGGUGAUUGAGUCGUCUCGCAUCUCACCCGAGGAAGUCAUUACAAGGCUCAAAAACGCGGCAAAGGUGUGA